AAGUCCUCUCAAAUAAAUAUGACACCAAAUAAAUGAAACACAGACACAACACAACACAAUACAAUGUUCCAGAUCCUUCCACAACCUUCUUUCUUCUCUCUAUCAUUUAAAUUCACUUCAAUUUCACCCUUUCUCUUCAUUCCAACAUUCUCAAAAAUCAAUUAUCUCUUUAACUUUUUGAUUUCAUGGCUUCAGACUCCGGAUUAUCAGAACUUUCCUCUCUCUUCGUUUCAUUUAUCAGAAACACGAACACAGACAUGUCCAUUCUCUUACCCAGAUCAAGAAUCUUCACCUUAUCAACAAACAACGACGACCCACUUCAACAAUCUCAAAACACCGAAGAUUCGAAUCAUCAAAGAAUCAUCUUGGUGAACCCUUUCACACAGGGUAUGAUUGUAAUAGACGGAGCUUCAAGUCUCGAAGCUCUUUUCCGUGAAAAUUCCACUAAGAUUGGUCAACCACCUGCUUCAAAGGAAUCAAUUGAAGCUAUGAAAAGGGUUGAGAUUGAAGAUGGUGAAGAAGAUUUUGGUGAGUGUGUUGUUUGUUUGGAGGAAUUUGAGGUUGGUGGGGUUGUUAGAGAAAUGCCAUGUAAUCAUAGGUUUCAUGGUGAUUGUAUUGAGAAGUGGUUGGGGAUUCAUGGGUCUUGUCCUGUUUGUAGGUUUGUUAUGCCUGUUGAUGAGAAAGAUGAUGGAAAGAAAAUUGAUGAAGAAGAAGGUGGUGGAGAGAGGAGAAGGGUUGGUAGUGAAGUUUGGAUUAGUUUUUCUUUUAAUAGGAAUAUGGCAAAUCAAGCUCAAAAUCAAAAUCAAAACCAAAAUCAAAAUCAAAAUCAAAAUCAAGCUAGUAAUGGUGGUGAUUCAACUGAUUCUACUUCAAAUUCUAGAGAUGAUGAUGGUGCUGAGGUUGAGAAUUAAU
Cicer arietinum (chickpea) is the source of this 912-nucleotide messenger RNA. Its product is annotated as E3 ubiquitin-protein ligase MPSR1-like. Gene Ontology annotation, cellular component: cytoplasm. Gene Ontology annotation, molecular function: ubiquitin protein ligase activity. NCBI's taxonomy places the organism in Eukaryota, Viridiplantae, Streptophyta, Magnoliopsida, Fabales, Fabaceae. Gene Ontology annotation, biological process: protein ubiquitination. The record is from RefSeq and is a predicted model, not a curated record.